Messenger RNA from Pseudophryne corroboree (corroboree frog), 3616 nucleotides. RefSeq names its product Ran GTPase activating protein 1 (gene RANGAP1). The coding region runs from base 133 to 1983 and encodes 616 amino acids. The record is from RefSeq and is a predicted model, not a curated record. Gene Ontology annotation, cellular component: perinuclear region of cytoplasm; cytosol; nucleus. NCBI's taxonomy places the organism in Eukaryota, Metazoa, Chordata, Amphibia, Anura, Myobatrachidae. Gene Ontology annotation, molecular function: GTPase activator activity; small GTPase binding. Gene Ontology annotation, biological process: signal transduction; activation of GTPase activity; nucleocytoplasmic transport. The transcript has 17 exons.
GCGGGCGCAGCCGUUGUAAGGAAAUCUGCUGGUUCAAAGAGGACUGGGGAAAAAAAAAAAAAAAAAGCUGAAACCCGGUUCGCCAUAAGCAACGUGUGCGGUGACGGCCCGAGUACUGGCGAGCGAAGCUGCAUGCUGAACGCUGGCUCCCUGGUCUCUCCCCUGCUGAACUUCACAGGCUGGAAAAAAGAGGAGGGGGGCACAUUGGCGACGCAUGCAGAGAAGAUGGCAUCUGAAGACAUCUCACAGUUGGCUGAUUCCCUGGCAAAGACAAAUGUUGGAGGAGGAGAGUUGAGCUUUAAAGGCAAGACUCUGAAGCUUAACACGGCUCAAGAUGCCGAGGAAGUGAUCCAGGAAAUUGAGGCGUAUGAGGGAUUACAGGCAUUGCGUCUGGAAGGCAACACCAUAGGUGUGGAAGCAGCUAAGGCUAUCGCCAAAGCUUUGGAAAAGCAAUCUGACAUCAAGCGAUGUCAUUGGAGUGAUAUGUUUACUGGGAGAUUGAGAUCUGAAAUCCCGCCAGCACUGAUUUCCCUAGGUGAAGCCCUGACCUCUGCCAGAGCUCAGCUUACGGAACUUGAUCUGAGUGAUAAUGCUUUUGGACCAGACGGUGUGAGAGGAAUCGAGGCCCUGAUCAAAAGCUCCACAUGCUUUACACUGCAAGAACUCAAACUAAACAACUGUGGUAUGGGAAUUGGUGGAGGAAAGAUUCUGGCUGCGGCUCUGACAGAGUGCCAUAAAAAGUCCAGUUCAUUUGGCAAGCCUCUGGCUCUCAAAGUGUUUGUGGCUGGAAGGAAUCGCUUAGAGAAUGAUGGGGCUACAGCUUUGGCAGAAGCGUUUCGGUUAAUCGGCACCUUGGAGGAAGUACACAUGCCUCAGAAUGGUAUUAAUUAUUCUGGAAUCUCUGCACUGGCAGAAGCAUUUAAAGUCAACCCAUUGCUAAAGGUCAUCAACCUUAAUGAUAACACGUUUACAGAUAAAGGAGGCAUUGCUAUGGCUGAGGCACUGAAGACCCUGAGACAAGUGGAACAUAUUAAUUUUGGUGACUGUUUGGUGCGCUCUAAGGGAGCAUUUGCAAUUGCUGGGGCCCUGAAGGAGGGUUUGCAUAAGCUAAAGGAACUUAAUCUCUCCUUCUGUGAAAUUAAGCGCGAUGCAGCUCUUGCAUUAGCGGAGUCAGUGGAAGACAAAUCCGAGCUGGAGAAAUUGGAAUUAAAUGGAAACAGUCUUGGCGAGGAAGGUUGCGAACACAUUCAUGAAAUUUUGGAUGGCUUCAGCAUGGCCUCAGUUCUGGGAUCACUUAGUGAUGAUGAAGGUGAUGAGGAUGAAGAUGAAGAGGAUGACAACGAUGAUGAUGAAGAGGAAGAAGCUGAUGAGGACGAAGAUGGUGAGGAGGAUGAAGAAGAUGAUGAUGAUGAAGAGGAGGGAGGAGAAGAAGCGGAGGAAGAGGAACAUAAUGAGGAGAAAUCUAAGAAAAUUCCGCAACAUGAUUCCACACCUGUUUCACCUCCCCUUCCUCCUGUUGAUCCAUCCACAUUCCUCAGUUUUCCUUCUCCUGAAAAGCUCCUGCGGAUGGGGUCCAGACGUUCUGCAAUUGUAGCUCAGACUGAUGUUGCAGAUACUGAUAAGGUAGUCCAGGCUUUUGUCCAGAUUUCCUCGGUGUACAGAGAUGACCAAGCGGUGAAAACAGCAGUAGAAGAAACCAUCGAUGGGUUAAUGGAAAAGGCAUUUGGCAGCUCAAUUUUCCAGCCAGACAUGUUUGUCACCAGUUUAUUAGUGCGUAUGGGACUUCUAAAGAGUGAGGAGAAGAUUAAAGCCAUUCCACACUUGUAUGGACCAUUAAUGACUUUGAAUCAUGUAGUACAACAGGAUUACUUUCAGAAAUCUCUUGCUCCUAUUCUUCUGGCUUUCAUUUCUAAGCCCAAUCGUGCGUUGGAAUCUCAGCCCCAUCCUCGGCACACCCUCCUACAAACGCUGCAUAAAUUGUAACCUUCCCAGCAUACCUUGGACGAUGAUUAAAUUUGAAAUGCCUGACCCACAGGAAGGAAAUCGUUACAAGAACUUUUAUCGGAGAACCCAGACUGUAGCCUGGGGGUAAAUCUCCUGCUCUUAUCCACAGCCCUUUUUCCAGUCUGUUUGUUUACAUUUGAUGAGGGUUGUACCCUUUCUCUGGCUGACCCUGUUAACUUGGUUUGGAUCUCAGGAAAAUAAAAAUAAAAAACCUAGAAUUGGACAAUUACAGUAUACACAUCCCUAUGAUGCCAUGUGUCACAAUAAUAAAUAUACGUUACUCUAUUUCCUGUUAAUAGGAUUCAUUUUAACUUCCUGUAAAAAAAAGUUUGGUAAUUAUUUGGAUGAUAAAUAGGCUUGAAUACUAAGUGGAUUUAUUUGUUGCAUGUCUACAACUGUAAUGCAUUCUAGUGGUGAGUUAUACGCGUUGCUGGUGUGUACUGCUGUGUAUAUAUAUUAAAGAAAAAGAAGGGUUUUAUAUGAUCACUAUCAGAGAACAGCUCAAAACUACACUCUGCUGAAACACAGGAGCCGCUGGUUAUUAGUGUCCCUGCAACAUACAUAAAAGAAAUAAUUGGUUUUGAAAGCUUAUUUUUUAUUGUAUACAUGUUCUCAUGGUGUACGUAAGCAUUUAAUUUAAUCUAAUUUCUGCUUGUUACAGAAAACGGUGAAGUUUCUCUAUGAAGCGUGUCGCCUUUAAUCUCAAGGGACACAGAGUGCUUCUUUAUUUGUACAUACUUAAACUUUUUUUAUUUUAUUUUUUCAUUGCACAAUUCUUUACUCCAUAGUGCUUACACUUUAGUGUAUUUUUCCCUUUGACAAUGUAAAAAACUAAGCAAAGGCAUUACUUUGUGACUUGGGAGUAUGUAACUAAUCAAGAUGUAUAUUGCUGUAUUUUUUUUAUUUAAACCACACUAUAAAGUUGAACACAACAUUUAAUGUAGAAAAUUUAGACUUUUGCUGUAUUUUUAUUUAACCCACACCAGGAACUUGCAUGAAAUAACACAAGGAUUUAAAAUAGGAUAAAUAAAUAAUCUGCAAUCCAUGCACCAUUCUGCUUGUAAGAGUCUUCUCCAGGUUGGUUAACUUUAUAUUUUUUUAACUUCUCCUAACUUCAAUGAUGGAAGCAGUUUUGUGGUCUAAAAAAAUAAAAAAUCAUAAUCUGCCUAUAAGUUCACUAGGAACUAGUGACAUCAUUAAGACACCUGCCAAUUUCUAAUGCAUUAAUAAAAAUUGUGUUAUGGAUAUAGUUUCAGCCCAUCUAAUGGCUUAAUUCCAUCUGGUAUUGGCAAAUUGGCCACCCUAUAAAGGUUAUGAAGAGGAAUAGCGGAUAUCCAGAUUUUGAACCGUAGAAAAAGCUGUUGGCUCAGCAACUGAACUUGUAGUACAAGAAUCUACUAGAGCCUGUGUUGCAACCAUGACAUGUGAUGCAUGUGUAUAUGCUUUCAUAUUGCUCUAAUAUAUGUUUGGGUACAGCGUACCACUUAAAGUAACCACGUAAAGUUAUUUUACAGUCAAGUCAAUGUGUAGUAUAUAAGGAAUGUGGAUACUUUACCUAAAAGUAAUGUCAAGGUUCUUUGCUGAUUCAAUAAACAACAGAUUUCCAUAAGAA